Messenger RNA from Tachysurus fulvidraco (yellow catfish), 4334 nucleotides. It is a transcript of the gene qki2, whose product is annotated as QKI, KH domain containing, RNA binding 2. The transcript has 9 exons. NCBI's taxonomy places the organism in Eukaryota, Metazoa, Chordata, Actinopteri, Siluriformes, Bagridae. Gene Ontology annotation, cellular component: nucleus. The record is from RefSeq and is a predicted model, not a curated record. Bases 701 to 1741 code for a protein of 346 amino acids. Gene Ontology annotation, biological process: regulation of mRNA splicing, via spliceosome. Gene Ontology annotation, molecular function: mRNA binding.
GGAUGGUCACAUGACCGCGGGCGUUGGGAAAGCAGCAGCGCAGCAGCAGAGUCUCUUGAAUACCGACACACCAAGCGGAGAAGAGUUUCAGCUCCAGAGCUCGCCUACAAACUUCAAACAGCUCUCAGGAUCUCUGUUUCUACAAAUCGGUACUACAAAUCAUCUUGACGUGUCACCAAGAAGUGUCUGUCCAAAAGAUUCCGAAUGGCCUGUAAAUAGCGUUACAAUCUCUGAGAGUAAACAAAACAAAUCUGACCGGUCAUGCGGGAGUCCGGACAGUUUGCGGAGUUUUUUUUGACCUUUAUAAUUCCCGCACAACAGUGAUUUCAGUGAUUUUUUUGUUGUUGUUGAACUGUUGAACAAAUAUUUUUUGUAAGCAAGACACUGAAAAUCUUCUGAGUCAAAGCGGGACUUCACUGGAGAACCAAGGACUGAAGAGGAGACUCGGUAAAAGCGCCUGUGGUGGAGGAGCCUGGUGGAGUCUAGUGGGGUCUAGUCGACUCUGGUGGAGUCUGGUGGGGUCUAGUGGGGACUAGUGGAGUCUACUUGGGGUCUGGUGGAGUCUGGUAGGGUCUAGUGGAGUCUGGUGGAGUCUAGAGGGGUCUGGUGGAGUCUAGAGGGGUCUGGUGGAGUCUAGUGGAGUCUAGUGUUCUCAUCAUAACUGAAUCUUUUUACAUUUAAAGUUGACGUUUUUUUAAAUAUGGUGGGGGAAAUGGAAACAAAAGAAAAACCCAAGCCGAGUCCCGACUAUCUCAUGCAGCUCAUGAACGACAAGAAACUGAUGAGCAGCCUGCCUAACUUUUGUGGGAUUUUCAAUCAUCUAGAGCGGCUUCUGGACGAAGAGAUUGGCCGGGUACGGAAGGACAUGUACAAUGACACACUGAACAGUAGUACAGACAAAAGGACAUCGGAGCUCCCAGACGCCGUGGGGCCUAUCGCACAGCUUCAGGAGAAACUUUAUGUGCCUGUAAAAGAAUAUCCAGACUUCAAUUUUGUGGGGAGAAUCCUUGGUCCACGUGGACUCACUGCCAAACAGCUGGAGGCUGAGACAGGCUGCAAGAUAAUGGUGCGAGGCAAAGGCUCCAUGAGAGACAAGAAGAAGGAGGAGCAGAACCGUGGAAAGCCUAACUGGGAGCAUCUGAACGAGGACCUGCAUGUGCUUAUCACAGUCGAAGACUCACAGAACCGUGCUGAGAUAAAACUCAAGAGAGCUGUGGAGGAAGUUAAGAAGCUGCUUGUCCCUGCAGCCGAAGGUGAAGACAACUUGAAAAAGAUGCAGCUGAUGGAGCUGGCAAUUCUCAAUGGCACAUACCGAGAUGCCAAUAUCAAAUCAUCAGCCUUGGCUUUCUCUUUGGCUGCCAGUGCCCAGGCUCCUCGAAUCAUCACCGGCCCCUCCCCAGUGAUGCCUGCUGCAGCCCUGCGUACUCCUGCUCCUACUGCUCCUACCCUCAUGCCUCUCAUCCGACAGAUCCAGACCUCUGCUCUCAUGCCUGCUGGCACCCCUCACCCCACUCUGAUGCAGCAAACCCCUGAGUCGGGUAUUAUCUACACCCCAUAUGAGUAUCCCUAUACUCUGGCCCCUGCCACCUCUAUCCUUGAAUAUCCCAUUGACUCCAGUGGUGUAUUAGGUAUGGCCUUCCCCACAAAAGGUGCAGUGACUACUAAAGUACGAAGGCAGGAUAUGCGCGUCCAUCCUUACCAAAGGGUUGUGACCGCAGAAAGAGCUGCCACCGGCAACUAACCAAUGACCCUCUGAGCUCUCCACUCUUCACCCAAUGAUGACCUGACCAUUGCCUGUGUGCUGACCAGUUCUCUGGCUCUCGUCCUUCACUUGUCUCGUACUCGCAGCCUGCUGGUGAGCAAGGAAUCAGAUUGAAUUCUCUAAAUACAACACAACACAGCAGUGACAGUCCCCCUGAGCUCAACCGUGCAUCCGAGGACCUCCAGGGUCAGGUGAUCUAGUCUCCACAGCCUGCACUGCAGCAACAUAAAUAGUAGCAAUAAUAUGGUUUAGAAUGCCAUGUAGAAACAGUUACACACACACACACACACACACACACACACACACACACACACACACACACACACACACACACACACAAACAAACAGUUUUCAGAAUUCAUAAUAGAAUAUAAAGAUUGAGCAUUAAGCUGGAGCUUUGAUUAGGGUGUGGAGACGUACAGGACUGGAGCUUCGUGGCUGUGUAAUGUGUUCAUGUGAAUCAGCAUGUCCAUUUGUGAGAGUAUGAAGAUGAGCAGGGGAAGUCUGCGAAGUUUUUUGAAGAUAAUUCGAUAUUGAAAUGUACACUGAUAAAAUAAAAGCCAUUUUCGCCCAUCAGCAUCUUGAAUAAACGCAAAUAGGAUACAUUUUUAAAGCACUGAAUACUAGCUCAUGCAUUUUGAUAUGAGGGUGCUGCAGGUAAAAUUACUCUAUUUUUCACAUUAUCUUUUCUUUUUUUUUCUUUUUUUUUUUUUUUUUUUAUAAAUCUACAGUAUGUGAUGUCAAAACUGUAAUUAAUAAAGAAGAAAAACAAUUAUUUCUUUACACAAUGGAAAGAUUUUAGAGACCAAAAUGUCUUUUUUAACUUUUAAAGUGCCUUAUUUUACAUCAUCAUCGCGAUCGAUUGAUAUCCGUCACUGUUUAUGACAACAUAUCGAUUAUAAUCAGUUUCUCCAAUUUUUUAUUUAUUUUUUUUUUUUAAUUUGGAAAUGGAAUGGAAUGCAAAAUCACACCAAGCAAAUUAGAUUUAUUUUAUUUUUGUUUUGUUUUAACAUUUAUGCAUAAAGAUUAUUUCUAACUCUUAUUUACAUUCAUGCCUGCUAACAUUAUAUUAGUUACUGGUUACUUUGUGAUUCUCACUGUGGGUCAGCAGUAACAUCUGCUCCGCCACUAGGACGAUCACGUCAGGACAGCGUUUAUCGAUAUCUUCAUCAAAAAAGAGAAGGUUUUAGUUAUUACUAUUAAUUCUCAGAAUUAGCAUGAUGAUGCAGCAGGUGUUUCUUUUUUAAUCGUACACUAUUAAGAGGUGAACUGUGAAAAGAAAACUUAAAACUAGAACUCUAUGCAAUUGAGUUGCUCUUGCCAAGUUACAUGAGGUUUUUCAGCAGGUCUUCCAGAUUACAGAGCCCAGCAUUAACCAGGAAACGAUUAGAUCGAGAAUAUGGAGAUUGCUUUUUUUUUUAAUUUGUAAUAUGAUUAACAAGAAUAAUCAAGGUUGUUCUAACUGGAUCUUCAGUAUCUCUUUUCUGUUUCUUUAUAUGUAGUGCCAUAUAUAAAGUACUGUUUAAAUGUCUAGGAAGUCUGUUUUAUCUUCUUUUUUUUUUUCUUUUUUCUUUUUUUUUGGGAACGUGGGAAUCAGCACAGGAAAAAAUUUAGAAUCAACUUCUCAAUUAACUUCGAAACUGGAGUACUGGGUUCUAAAUUUGACCUGUUUCAUUUUUUUUUUUAUUUAUUUAUUUUUUUUAUGAGCAGUAUUAUACACUUCUGUAAAUGGCUGUGUGUGUGUGUGUGUGUGUGUGUGUGUGUGUGUGUGUGUGUGUGUGUGUGUGUGUGUGUGUGUGUGUGUGUGUGUGUGUGUGUGUGUGUGUGUGUGUGUGUGUUCGGCUCCAUGAAUAUGAUCUACACCAGUCAACUGCACCUCCCUGUUUUUUAAGCAGUCAUGUUUAUUCCAUUGGAAAUGUCUGGUCCUAUUUAUAACCAUUGUAACAGCUAUAAAAUGUAUUUUUCUAUCACAUUUUGUAUGUAUGAAAUAACAUUAAAUCAUGUUUUCUGAUAUGAACUCUUAUGCCUUAUUACAGAAAUUGAUAUUUGAGGAGUUUUUCAGUCGAUCAUGAUUUGUGGAAUUUCAUGGAAAUCUGGUGUUAGAAUAUCAUUCAUUUUAAUAGGGACAAAAUGCCAAUCAGGUUAUUAUUAUUAUUAUUAUUAUUAUUAUUAUUAUUAUUAUUAUUUUGAUUUAUAGGACAAUAUUAUUUAAUACCCAGCAUAAUGUUGUAGCCAUUGCUUCAAUUCCCUUUUUAAUAUAGCAUAAUAGAGUUUGCUGGGCCAUUUGGUUUGUCUUUUUGAGUUUUAGUGUUGCUUGACUUCUGUGCCUUUCUAUGUAAAGUGUGAGCUAAUAACGGUUUUGUUUAUAUAAUCUGAUUAAUCUUUUCUUGCCUCUGGUACUAACAUUUAAAGAACUUUAUCUUUAACUACUUUGAUAAUUUGUCUGCUUUGAAUCUUUUCAAAUCAAACUGUGUGACAUUAAGCAGAAGAGUGUUGAACUGACAUUUUAAAGACUAAACUCUGUACUGAAAAAGCAAUAGCAGGAUAUUAAAAAUCAUAGUUUUAAAAGAAA